UGGUUUUCAGAAUCAGUGUUGAGAAUCGAUCUGUUUUACACCAACAAGUAUUUGCUUGUGUUUGCUUACUCUGAUUUGAUUUGAUCGUCAAAGUUUAUGGUUUUCCAAUGCCGAAACGUGAAACUUCGCUUGGUAACAACCUCGUUCGAUUUUUAAAAAUUUGGAUACCAGGUGAUGGAAGAUGUUUGUUCCGGUCUGUGGUUCACGGUGCUUGUCUAAGAGAAGGGAAGCCACCUCCGAGCGAGAGCCGGCAGAGAGAACUUGCAGAUGAGCUUAGAGAUAAAGUUGUAGACGAAUUCAUUAAGAGGCGGGCAGACACUGAAUGGUUUCUUGAAGAUGAUUUUGAGACGUAUGUUGUACAGAUGAGACAGCCUCAUAUUUGGGGAGGCGAGCCUGAGUUGCUCAUGUCCUCUCAUGUUCUGAAGACGCCAAUCACAGUUUACAUGCGAGACAAGAAUUCUGGCAGUCUCAAGAUCAUAGCUGAAUAUGGUCAAGAAUACGGUAAAGACAACCCUAUUCGCGUUCUUUAUAACGGUUAUGGACACUACGACGCACUGCGGAGUUCCACCGGCAGUGCACAACCGAAAAUGUACAGGUUUUGGUGAAUGGAUAGUGUUCACAGGACUCAAAGUCAUAUUCAGGUUAUUGAAAAUUUGAAAUGUGUCCCGUUGUAACUUCCAAAAGCGUAUGACAUUCUGGAUUCUGUGGUGCUGGUGCCUGGUUGUAUAUUCUUCAGAUAUUGGAAAGUAACUCGCAUGUCUGCGAAAUAUAUUAAUAAAUUGUCUCGGAUUAAACUCUGUGUGUGUGUGGAUAGUCCAUCGAUCUUUAUUUAUAAUUGCAUUUUGUUUAAUCAACAGUAUACCAAUCUUUCUAAUAGC
Molecule: messenger RNA, 878 nt
Organism: Morus notabilis
Lineage: Eukaryota; Viridiplantae; Streptophyta; Magnoliopsida; Rosales; Moraceae
Product: OTU domain-containing protein At3g57810
Exons: 6
Coding region: 108-605 (165 amino acids)
Biological process (GO): protein deubiquitination; endoplasmic reticulum unfolded protein response
Cellular component (GO): nucleus; cytosol
Molecular function (GO): cysteine-type deubiquitinase activity
Source: RefSeq, a predicted model, not a curated record